UUCUUACUUACUUGCUAUCACUUCACUUUGAAUUACAAGUAAACAAAAACAAAACUCGAAAAGAAAAACAUGAAACCAUUGGAGUAAAGCCAUACGCUAACCAAUACAGAUUCCAAUUAUUGCUACCUCUGAACCCCAUCAAAUGUCGAUUCUAGUGAAACGACGUCGCGGUCGUCCCAGGCUCCUCGAGUCCAAAGCCAUUAAGAACUUUGAUAGUGCGUUGAUUGAAGAAGUCAAGAAGUUUCCACUCUUAUAUGACCGGGAGCACCGAAAUUACCGCAAUAGAGCAGAGACAACCCGCUAUUGGCGGAGGGUUGCUACUUCUUUAAAUACUUCUGAGAGUGUUGUCAAAAACAGACUGUUUCAAUUGCGAAAUCGUUACAAUGUGGAGAAACGUCGUAUGGAACUAAAUCCUGCCACUUAUGAUGGAGAGUCCACUUGGCCGCUGUAUAAAAGUAUAUCAUUCCUUAUAGAGUUUGGAAAAACGCGUCCCCGCCAUUUAUUUAUGCAAAAUGCACCGGGAACAUCAAGCGAGGACGACUGCAAUGCAGACGAUGACGAAGAGAGGAAUGAUUGUGUCACCAAUGAUUUACAUUUAAUACAAAAUUCCGAGAAUCAUUCAGACCAACAAACUAUAGUUAACCAAAUUACACGGCAACAUCUCUCCACUGAUAGUGACGAACUCUACGAUAAAAAAUUCAAAGCAUUUGGGGAGUUCUUGGCAUCGUCACUUAUUGAAAUGAGUGAAAUGCAAGCUUUACACUUGGUGAAAAAAUUCACAACCGACUUGGUUGAGUAUUCAAAAUUGGGGGAUAUUAACAACUUGAAUAAAAAUGUACAUCAUUCGACUAAUGGAAAUGAAUAUUUAUUAGAUUAAAUAAAACCAAAUAUAGUAUAGAGCA
Molecule: messenger RNA, 902 nt
Organism: Musca domestica (house fly)
Lineage: Eukaryota; Metazoa; Arthropoda; Insecta; Diptera; Muscidae
Exons: 2
Coding region: 143-877 (244 amino acids)
Biological process (GO): regulation of transcription by RNA polymerase II
Cellular component (GO): transcription regulator complex; nucleus
Source: RefSeq, a predicted model, not a curated record